AUGCUGUCCAGCGGCGUGCGUGAAGUGCCAUCCCUUGACGACGACCUCCAUCGCCUGCGGCCUGACGGCUACCAGAGCGCUGAGAUGGAUGCCGAGGAUGUAGAACCUACGGCAACAAUAUCACCGGAGCCGCGUGCUUGCAGCGCCACGCGCCCGCCAAUUCUUCCGCAUGCGGCAGACGUCGACGACGACGCGUUCAGCAGGCCCAUCAGCGCCUUCAGCAUGGCGUCCAACAUGACAGAGCCCAGGGUCUCGAAGUUUCGCCGUCGGGUGCAGAUCCAGGCGGAAAGCGACGAGGACAACAACGGCCGCAAGGACCGCGAAGACUCCACCACCUCCCUGCCUGCGGCGCUACGCCUACCCGGCCAAACCCACAGCUUCACCGCCCAACACCGCAUCAGCGGCAUCGGUGCCGGAACCAUGAACCACAAUCAAAACGCCAGCAGCUACCGCGUUAGUCCGCUGUCUCCCGCAGCUGGCGGCGGUCCCGCAGGCCCCGGCGGCGUCUCGCCACUGUGGCUGUCAUUCGGCCGCACCAGCACCUGCGCCGCGCCGCUGCUCAUGCCGCCAGAGGACAUGCCGCCGCUUCACCAGGCCGCCUGGUUCAACGACCUGGACACCCUCCUGGAAAUCCUGAAAACCUCCUCCAAUGCCCUGGAGGGCCUUAUCUGGUACAACAAGAAGUUCUACCCCCACGCGGGGGAGGCAGGGGGGGAAGCCGCGGCCGUACAGCGCAGCAUCGCGGAUCCGAAGGCGCCGCCGCCGCUGCCGCAGGUCGCCAGCAUGGAGAUUGCAACCUCGGCCCUCAAGGCGCUUCUGCAACGCGAGUUCCUGCUGCAUGCGUGCCACCCGCUCACGAUUGCGGCGGCGAAUGGCAACGAGCGCAUCGUAGAUGAGUUGCUCAAGGCGAUGGUGGAGGAGUCGCAGACCAGCAAGGGGGAGAGCGUGCUGGUCAUGACGUGGAGAUCGCCGCCGGCGGGGUUGCCGCCCGGCUGCCCCUGGGUGACCCCGCUGGCGGCGGCGGCGCUGUCGGGCAGCGGCGAGUGCGUACGGCUCAUCGCGCAGGCGAUUGUACGGCGCAAGUCGCUGACUGAGGACCGCAGUACGUACGGAUGCUUCAGGUUUCGGCCGCUGGUGGUGGCGCAGAGCGCGGAAGCAGUGGAGGGUCUAUUCAAGUACGGCUGCUGCCACGGGGAUACGCUGCGCUACAGCCUUUGUGAUGCCGCACGCCGCCUAGCCAAACGCGAAAGCAGCGCCGCCGCCGCUGCUACUGCCGCCGCGGUUGCCGUACUGCAGAACGGCAUCCACGGCAGCGGCGGCGGAACUGCUGGCACGGGAGUGGCGUCCGCACGUCGCUCCGCGACAUCGCUAAUCCUCCCCAACGCAGGCACUGACAGCGGCGCUGUCGUCGCCCCCGUUGCGGGCGGCGGCGGCGGCGGCGGAGCCACGUCAAUCAAGGCUGCUGAGCUAAUGCUCUUCCGUGCCCGCCUCUUCCAUGACAGUCUCGGCCGACCCCUGGGUCGCGCCCUGUGUGAAUUCCUGCCGGAGACGCUGGUGGCUGUGGCGGCGCUGGCCGCCAUGGUAGAGCAGGGCCUGCAUCCCGACCGCUUCCUCACCCACACCGAACACGCCAACAUCACCAGUACCUCGCUGCUCAUGGUAAUCGUCAGAAACUACCAAACUGCGCUGCGUGCCGCCGCCGGAGGCGGUGGCGGCGGCGGCGGCGGUGACAGCGGCUCCACCGUCGGCGCCACGUACGCCAGCAUGCGCAGCGGCGCUUCAUUCACGGCAUCAUUAUCGACAUCCGCCGCUGCCGCCGCAGCGGCGGCGGCGGCUGUGGCGGCAGCGUAUCCCGCCUCCAGCGACCUGUCAUCUGCCGUACGCGAGGGCCUGCACACGCUGGCGGCGGGGCUGCUGGCGCACGGCGCCGUCGUGGACCACCCUCCGCGUGAGGGCUGCCGUCAAGUGGGGGGUCACCACAUCGCCCCUCCGCACGGGCCAGAGGUUCCGCUACACCACGCCUUCAUCCACGGUCCCCAAGAGCUCGUGGUGCUACUGCUGCAGUACAGUCAGCUACAUCCGGAGUCUCUAGAGGACUUGCUGGGGCCGCCGCCAGCUCGCACCGCCGCCACAGGGCCCCCGGCUCUUGACGCGCAGUCGUCGGCGGCCCGGGCGUUCUACAGCAGGCGGCCCGGGGACUCAAACAAACAACAACAGCAGCCGCAGCAGCAGUUUCAGAAGCCUAGUAAGGUGCAAGGGCAGGCGCUGCUGCAGCCGAAGCAGUCGUUCCGGGGUGCUGCCGCUGCGGGCUCCGUGCCUUGGGAGGGCGGCCGUAGCUCCCCACUGCUGGCGUUUGCUGAGCUCGUGGAGGACCUGAUCAAGGCCAGCAUCGCGGCCGAUGCGCGCAUGGUCACCAGCGACCUCACCUGGCUGGUGGUCGAGCUGUUCGAGCGGUGCAUGGCGCGAGAGUUCGGCAACCUGGGCCAGCUGCGACUGCUGGAUCGAGGCAGCAGCGCCAGUGACGAAGGCGUCAAAGGCGGCGGCGGCGGCGGCGGGGACGGAUCUCAGGACAACAGCAGCCAUAGCCGCAGCGGAGGCGGUGGGGAGGCACAGCCAGGGUCCCGUAGGGCACCUGGCGCCGCGUCGCCGCCACAAGAUGCUGUCAUAACCGUGGAUCCUGUCGUACCGGCUGUUGAGGAGGGCAAGGCGGCGGGCGGCGCCGCUACGUCUGUGCAGAGUGGGGAGCAUCAUGGGAACUGGGGUGUACGGAGGCCCGGGGGGCAUCCUGCACAUCACGUAUCGGCGGCGGCGGCGCCGCCGCCGCUUGACAAGGAUAAGAAGACUGGUGGCGGCGGCGGCGAUGGUGGCCGUGAGGAAAGGGCCAGCGUCGACGGCCGUGGCGAUGAGUUCUUCAGUGAUGACGUCGGCGUCGACGGCGAGGUGUCCUCGGCGUCCUCGUCCUCGGGCUCCUUCACCUCCUCCGGCAGCGACUUGGACGCCGACGCAGCGAACUCCUGGCCGCGGCGUCGCAACGGCAACCAGCCGUACUCGUUCCUGACGGCGCCUGAGGACAGCACCACUUUGUCCAUCGUACACAGCUUGUACCGCAACACUGCCGACGCAAUUACGUCACUUCACCAAUCGCUGGCGGGCGGAACCGUGGGAGGGCCCCGGGCAGCGGCGGCCGGCGGCGGCGGCGGCGUCUCCGGCGCCACCUCCGGCUCGCUGGCCACCGCCGCGGCGGCACUCGUAGACUGGACUGUGCUGCUUCGUCUCGUUGCUCGUAUCGCCGCCACCACACUCAACCCACCCAAAAGCCAUGGCGCCGUCGCCGGGCAGAUCUCCGUCUUCACGACAGCCAAGGCGUGCGCUCGCUUGAUACACGGCAUGGAUCUCAUCCGUGUGGAGCUCAAGGGCUAUCGCUGGGACAGCAUUCCCAUGAGCUUGGAUCAGGACUGUUACGCAGUGCUGACGGCAGGGGAGCCCGUCAAGCUUAGCAACCGGCCGCCGACGGUGGCGGCCGCCAGCGUCGCGGCGGCGGCCGCCGCGGAGGAAGAGCAGCGCCGUGCCGUCGCCGCCGCGGAGGCGGCCGCUGCCAAGGGCCUUCGUAAGGCCCUCAAGGCCCGCGCCAGGAGCCUUAAGGGCGGCGCCAUAGCACCAGACGGGGGGGAAAUGGUGGGCGCGGCUGCGGCGCCGCCGAGGCUCCAAGGCUUGGGUGGCGCCGGCGCCGCUGCCUUCGAAGAUGAGCCCCUGACACGUGAAGACAUUUUGCAGGCUUGCAUAUUCUCCAACAUGUGGACUGUGCUGACGCACUUCAUGUUGUCGUCGCUGCGGCUGCCGACCUACAUGCGAUCGCUGCAGCGGCUCCGCAACGAGACCUAUAAAUACGCUGUGCUGGGCCAGCUGACCCAGUACGGCAGCAUCCCGACGGUUCUUAGCAUGGGUCUACUGCUAGGCCUGCUAGGCCUGCUUACCCGCGGCUUGCAGCGUGCCGUACGCCUUGUCGGUAACCUCAUCCUGGCUGGCUACGUUCGCCUGGAGGAACGGCUACAGCCCGCCAUGAACAAUGUCGGCCGACGGCUACAGCUGGGCAAGGUCCAACGACGGUUUGGACGAAUGGUACGGCGGGUUGGCGAUCAGCUGGCCACGCGCGCGACGGGCGGCGGCGUGGGAGACGUCAUUGGCAUGGGCCUUGGGGGCCCCAAGGCGCUCAUGACGGUGCGGAUUAUCCCCCACUACCUGGCAUUCCUGGGCGUGCUGUUGGACCGAGACGCGCUGGCGGAGCUGUGGCUGGGCGUCACGCAACGUCUCAGCCGGAGCAGCAGCCGCGGCGCGACGAAGAUGGCCGGCGGUGGCAGCGGUGGCGGCGGAGGGGCGAGUGGUCGGGAUGGAGCCGGGGGGGCGGGAGGGGGAGGAAGUGGAGAGGGCGAUGGACCGGCGCCGGCGUACAUGAGCUGGCGUACGACGCGUGUGGUUUGCAGUAGGGUGCCGCUGGCGUGCGCGGCGGCGAUGCCGUCGGGGUUGUUGUACAAGCUGGCGUCGUCGCCACAGGUCAACGGGGAGCUGUUCGCGUCGCCGGUGAUGCGCGCCAUCAUAGUUUGGCGCUGGCAGCACUUCACGCGGUACUUUUUGCUGCUGCAAUUCCUGGAGCACAUCAUUUACAUGGCGUUCUUUAUGGUUUACGCGUUUUCGCUGUCUUACAGUCCACAGAUGUUUACGAAGUUGCUGGGUGCAGCGCGUACGACAGUGUUGGAGGUUGCGGGGUGCGAGCUGGCGCCGUCGGGGCUCCAGGAAUUCUUGCUUGUGACUCUUGGCGUCAUGACGAUUACGUGUGUCAUCCAGGAGCUUCGACAGCUGAUGUUCUUCAAGCUGGACUGGCUCCGGCAGCCCUGGAACCUCAUGGAUCUCGCCUCCAGCACCAUCAUGGGCGCCAUCAUCACGCUGCACCUCAGUUGCGGGACGAAGGCCGAGUGGCUCAGAGGGCUGGCGGCAAUAGAGGUGGCCCUGCUAUUCAUGCGACUGCUGUACUUUGCGAUGGCAGACGACCGCCUGGGCAGCUUCUUUAGGAUGGUUAUCGAGGUGCUCCGGGACUGCUGGCUGUUCUUCGUCUUCCUAGUUCGUCGCCAUUUAUGCACCGCGCAUGGUCCUGCAUUCUCUCCCACUCUCAAAUGUAUUUUGUUCAUCGGCUGGGGUCUGGCGCUCACCGUCAUGAAGGGCAAGAGCACCACCAUUCAGGAGACCUACCUGCAGCUCUUCACAAUGAUCUUCGGGGACUUCCAGUUGGCCCUGAUGGAGGCCAACAACGCCGGCAGCACGGGGCUGAACCACCUGUGGCGGAUGUUCGCGUCGCUGUACCAGAUACUGGUGACCAUCAUCUUGCUGAACCUGGUACGGGGGGAGCCCCCAAUCAUCAACGACUCGUACGAGCGCAUCAACGACAACGAGGCGUGCGAAUCGCUGCGCAACAAGCUGACUCUGAUUGUGGAGGCGGAGUCCGUGUUGCCCUCGGGCAUGGCCAAGAGGAUGUUGGAGUCCCUGGCAAAAACAGACCUCUACGUCAUUACGGCGGAGGCGGCAACCGUGGCUGCCAGCUAUGACGCCGGCGGCAGCGGUACUUUGGACGAGCCGGGCUCCGGAACCAGCGGCACCACUCGCCGCGCACUUGCCCCUCCUGCCAGGUGGAACGGUCGCUUGUCGGAGACCAAGCGCUUCGUCAGCCACGUCGUGGACCAACUUGCAGCUCAACAGGCCACCUUCCAAGCACGAGUGCUGUCUGCACUGUCCGCAGGGCAAGCCAGUGCUUCAGAUGUGCUGCCCGCUGUCGGCGCCGUUGGCCUCCCGGGCGCCAGCCGCGAGGGCGGCGGCGCCGCCGGCAGCGGUGGCUGGCGCGGCGGCGGACAUUCCAAGCGAUUGAGCACUCUGCCUGGCGGCGGCUUGGGAAUGGCCGCGGCUGGAGGCGUCGGAAUGCGUGUCGGCGGUGGCGGCGCCGGCGCAGGGGCGUCCCAGCCGAACCAGGGGUCACUGAUGGGCCUGAUGGACGCGGAGGCCUUGACGGAUAUGCUGGUGUUGGGUCGGGUACUGCGUGAUAAGUUGACAGAGCUGGACCAGGAAAGGGAGGAGACGCGGCGGCGGCAGGACGAGGCGGCGGCGGCGCUGGCGGAGCUGCACAGGACGGUGGAGCGACUGGGUGACCAGGUGGCGCGGUCGGCGGCGGAGUCGGCAGCGGCGGCAGCGGCGGCGAAGGCGCUGGUGGUGAGCGGCGGCCAGAAGAGCCGUAGCGGCACCGGCAGCGGUGGCGGCGGCAGCAUUGGCAACGGCGGUGGCGGCAGCGGUGGUGAUGAGGUGUUGCUAGUAGAGCGGUCGAUGUUGGAGGAGGUGGCGAUGCGGGCCGCCGAGCAGGCGGCGCAGCUUGCGGUGCAGGGGGUUCUCCGGGGCUUGCGGAAGGGAGCGGCGGCGACUCGGCUCAGCCGCUUGGGGACAGGGGACUGCGUUGCGGCCGGCCAUUACAAUGGCAAUUUCCAAGCUAUGUCAGCGCUGGUCUGUAGGCUUUUCAGGCGGGUGGUGCAACACGUGUCGGCCCUGACGACACAAUGA
Molecule: messenger RNA, 6594 nt
Organism: Volvox carteri f. nagariensis
Lineage: Eukaryota; Viridiplantae; Chlorophyta; Chlorophyceae; Chlamydomonadales; Volvocaceae
Exons: 19
Coding region: 1-6594 (2197 amino acids)
Biological process (GO): calcium ion import across plasma membrane
Cellular component (GO): membrane
Molecular function (GO): protein binding; monoatomic ion channel activity
Source: RefSeq, a predicted model, not a curated record